Cucurbita maxima (winter squash) is the source of this 1803-nucleotide messenger RNA. RefSeq lists its product as uncharacterized. The transcript is spliced from 3 exons. Lineage: Eukaryota; Viridiplantae; Streptophyta; Magnoliopsida; Cucurbitales; Cucurbitaceae. The record is from RefSeq and is a predicted model, not a curated record. Bases 364 to 1497 code for a protein of 377 amino acids.
AUAUUUUUUUUGGGGGUUCUCUGAAGAAACGAGUAACGGAGAGAAAAAGAAAAGAAGAGCGAAAAUCUUUCGUUAGUUUUCCAAGAAAUUUUGGAUUCUCAGUUUUUUUUUACCUCGAAAGGCGAACAAGUUUCUUCUUUGAUUUCAUUUGUUUUGUUUUCCUUUUUCUUUUCCAAUUCAGGUCUAGGGUUCUUUUUUGUGUUUCUGUUCGUCUUGAUUGUUGCAGUUUGUUUUUCGGGAGGAUUCUUUUUUUGGCGUUGCUGUUUGGAGUUGAUUUGGAUCGAUUUUCAGUUUUGGUUGAUCCUGCGAUGGAUUUACUUUCUUGACGGAAAUUUAUUUUGAUGGUGGAUUUGAGAGGCGCAGAUGGAAAGGGGGCGGAUGAACGGGAACGGAAACGGGGAUUUUGACUAUAGUUAUGAGAGCAAUGGCUAUCAUGCGUUAGAUCUCGUGGAUGUCUACGGAGAGAACACGCCUAUUGGAAGAAGCUCCGGGAAGACGUCGCAGGUUGCUUCUUCUUCGAAUUGUAUCGUGCAUCCAGUUUCUAAAUUCGACACUCUUGCUGGAGUUGCAAUCAAAUAUGGUGUCGAGGUUGCAGAUAUAAAGAAGAUGAACGGGCUAGUCACGGACUUCCAAAUGUUUGCUCUUAAAUCUCUCCAGAUUCCUCUUCCUGGAAGGCAUCCUCCAUCUCCUUGCCUAUUGGAAGGCCUAAACACUUCAGGACAGAGCAGCUCCGAAAAGACUCCAAGCCGUCUUUCAUCAGAAUUCUUUGAAUCUUUCCAGUCCCUCAAAUUGAAGUCUUCCGAACAAAGGGUUUCCCCAGCCAUGAGCUCUUUACAAGGAUACUAUGGGCUUAAGCCAUUGGAUCAGAAGAGCAAAAUUGACGGUGGUUAUGAAAUGGCAGUCUACGGGAAAGGAGGCUCCCAUUAUUUAGAAGACGUGCCAGUUUCUGGGACCCCGGAUCUCCUAACACAUCACCAUCGAAAAACCAAGAGUUUAGUGAAUGGAUUUAUGGGUGAGAAAGGGGAUCUGACUGAUCUGCAAUCUGUAGAAGCCGGGGAUGGAGAUCCCAAAUGGAAUGAUAAGUUGAUCAGAAGGCGCCUGAAAUCUGUAGCUGACUUUUCCCAUACGCCUGAAAUGCUCUUGAAAGAUGACAACAGCAGUGGUGGUAGUAACGGCUUCUCAUCCAAUGCUGGAAAAGGCUUGGCUCAAAGACCCAAAACCUCCAGUAGAACUAAUUUGGCAAGCGACAAUGAUAUCGGAUUGAUUCCAAUCCCAAUUGGUUUGGGGGAUUUGUUUGUGGCUGCUGAUGGAUUCAGAAAGUCGUCAAGCACAUCAAGCUUGCCAGAUCAAGAAAAUGGCAUCACUUCAUCCAUCUGGUCUGCUUCAAAGUGGAGUCUGAAGCCAGAUUUACAGGCAAUUUCAACUGUUUCAAGACCAAUAUUUGAUGGCUUGCCAAUACCUUUGACAGGUCGAAGGAACAAAGCUGCACUUGAUUAGCUCCCAUCUGAAUUUAAAAGAAAAAAAAGAAAAGAGGAAAGGAUAAAUUUUCUCCCAACUUUUGCUCUGUAAUUUAUCAGAGGUUUUAAUAUCGUCUUCUACAGUUCGAGAAAGAAUUCAAAUAUAGAAGUUUAAAAGUCAAAUGACAGGUACAUUACACUUUUUGAGUCAUUGGUUCCUUAAAGAUAGAGCACGUGUAGAAAAGGAUUUGUCUUGUAAGAGAAAAUUUGUAGGAAAUGUAUAUUAGUUCAUUGUUUCAAAGCGUAAUGUUCAGUUGCUAUUUAUUGGACCAUGGACUCAUUUUAC